Brassica napus (rape) is the source of this 637-nucleotide messenger RNA. RefSeq lists its product as uncharacterized. The coding region runs from base 174 to 356 and encodes 60 amino acids. The transcript has a single exon. Lineage: Eukaryota; Viridiplantae; Streptophyta; Magnoliopsida; Brassicales; Brassicaceae. The record is from RefSeq and is a predicted model, not a curated record.
CCAUACGAAUAAUUGUAUGGCUCGACGUGAACGUGUACGUUCAGUAUAAAUAUAGCUCGCCUUUUGCAAGUAAGACAUCACAAAGACGAGAGAUUUCAAGACGCGGAGAACAGAGAGAGAAGAAACAUAUACCUCAAAGGCGCAAAACACACACCAAAGAAGAAGAACACAAUAUGGUGUCUCAAAAGCUGGAGAUUUGCAUCGAGUUAGUGAAGUUUGCCGUCGUUUUUGUAGCCACCGUGGCUGAAUCAGUAGAAAAGGCUUUCCGUAAGCCUUUGCCGGCGCUUCCGGCAGCUCAUGAUGGUAGUCGGAAUAGUUACUCGGCCGUUCCCAUUCCUCUUGUUGGAUUCAUGUGAUGAGCUUUUUUUGUUUGUUUAUUUUAUUUUUCUUCUCUUUUUGGUUUUUGGCCUCGUUAAAGUUAGGAGUGGCGUUUUUGGAAGUUGUUGAUAUGUGUAUAAGCAUAAUCAUAGUAAUCAUGAAGAGUUGCAGAUGAAUCAAACCGUCGAACUUUACCAAAAAAUUUGAGCAUUAAUCGCUUUAACUUUCUUUAAGAUCCUUUGAAGAUACUACUAAUCUGCAACUUUGAAAAAUUGUAAAUUACAAAUAUAUUCGAUAACUUAUUAUAUUUAGUAAGCCA